GAUUAUUACAAUUAUUUAUUAUGAAAGAUUAGAACAAUGAACGUUUUUCGGAUUUUCAUUUGUUUUUCACUGAAUCAAACUUAAUCCUCAAUACAUAUAGAAUGAAUGAACAACUGGACAUAUACGAACAAAUAACACGUAAAAUUUGUUUUCAUUGUUACCAAUCUGAUUUCUUUCGACUUUCGUAAAAGUGCCUUUUCAUUUUCACUGAUAACUUAUGUAAUAUGGUAACGCGCACCUACUUCCAAAUAAAUAAUGAUGGUUAUAUCUACCAGCAACCUGUAUCAUACUUCACACAGAAUACACAAAAUUUUCAACGACAAUGGAAAAGUCAUCAGAAUUUACAUGAAUCACGCUUGCUUAAUCGUCAUGUGUCUGAUCAGUACAUUACUAUACCGACAACACGUUUCAAUAAUGAUUCAUAUAAAAAAGUAAAUGGAUGUUAUAACAUUACUUUAAGUAUCAAUAAUACUAAUAAUAAUAAUGAUACUAGUAAUCACUGUAAUAGCAAUUAUAGUAUUAAUAGUGUAAACAACAAUUGUGUGCAACAAAAUGUUUACAAGCCUCUAUCAAAUUUAUCUGACAACAUCAAUAAUCAUCGUCUAGUAUCAAAGGAAAAUUCCUCUACCAUGAGGUUCGGUGAAAAAUUACGUUCUACAUCCCUACCACCAUUAUUACAUACUACAAAUUAUUUUACUCCACAAAAAUCAAUAAUUGCCAAUACUGGCCACACUUCACCAUCAUUGGUCAAUCAGAUGUGUCAUAAAUUCUCUUCUACCUCCGCAUGUCAACACAGUGGUGCAGAUUGGGAAGAUUGCCGUAUUAGUAUAGACUGUUUUGGUAUUAAAGGAAAACAUUGUAAAUCAAUAAGGCACCUACACAAGAAUUACAGUUAUAAAUUAGCACCACAAACGCAUUUAUCAUCAACACGUAUUGGUAACACACAGAAUGGACUGAAUGAUAAAUAUUUACUCCCUUUACCAAUAAGGACACCUUCUAUUCAUUUAGAAAAUAUAAAGUUAAAUAAAACAUCCCAAUCAAUAAGAUCGCAUAGUUUAUGCGCUAGAUCUGUCCGUCUAUCAAUUAUACCGUUAAAUCCAAUCUACAAAAGAUCACCAUCGUUAUUAAGAAGAAAACAGUGUUUAACAAAUCACACUAAUCAGUCGAUAAGAACUAGAACUACACCUUGGAUUAAUUCAUUUGAUUUACACAAUUAUCAUACAGUUCUUCGUAAUUGUUGGCGUAAAAAUUUAAUUCAAAGAAUGGCUUUCAAAAUUGAUGAUUUUACAAUCCAAGAAGAUCAAGUAAAAGGUGAAAUAUGAUUGCUUUCUGUUUUAUUCAUUAAUUCUUUUCACUUUGAUUUGUAUGGAUUUCCAUGGUACAGUUUUGAUUCAUUCAUUGUAUGCAUUCAUCAUUUAACUUAUUUGCCAGGUACAGAUUUAUGUACUUGGCUUGUGGCUACGUUCUAAGAGUAAGAGCUAGUAGUGAUACAACCAGUUUCCUUGAAAGGACAUAAGUGAAGAGGGGUUCGAAUCUGAGACUUAUCAAUUGAAAGUCGAACUCCUUCACCAUUAAUUCACCACAUUCAAGACGUAAUUCGUUAAACGACCAGCUAAACUACAGAAAACUAUUCUUAUCUAGAUUUUAAACCCAUUUAAAUUCCGAUGUUCUGACGUCAGUGUUACAUCUAUUCGUAACAUAGAACAAGAGAAUUAAAAUUAAUAUCAGAUGGGUUUUGUGGAGAUUGUAGUAAUUUCAAUGGUCCAGUGCUGCCAGGUUUUCCAGGGUGGUCUAGCUUCAACUGACUCAUGAUCUUAAUCAUUGAGAAUUAAAAUUAUCAAGUAGAAACAGAUAAAGAAAGUUCAUAGUUUGUUUAUCUAAGUACUAGAUCCGUUAUCAAUCAUAAAAUCAUUACCAUAUAUACUAGUGAUUCCUAGUAACUUAAGAUCAAGUUAGAUUUCGUGAUCUAUACACUUAAGAAUAAAUAGAGGUUGUUGACUUAAAAUUCCACCCGGGCUUGAUAUAACUGAUCAGAAUAGUAAAUGUCGGUGGAAACUCGAUUGGUUUUUAUCCUUGUUCAGAUAUAUUUUAUUGAAAUACUUUAACAUACAACGUCACUUGGAAUUUACCUCCUUCAUUGUCCCAAUUUAUGUAAAUACAUGUUUCUUACUUAAUAACUAACUUAAUCCUGUCACUCUUAUUAGGGAAUAGGCCAUCAACCACGGCUAUCCAACCAACUCUGUCCCGAGUUCUCCUUUCCAGAUGAUGCCGAAUGCCGUUCAUCGUCUUUAUUUCUGCCUCUGAUUACCGGCGUAAUGUGUUAUUUGGUCUGCCUCUUUUCCUUUUGCCUUGUGAUGCGGUUUAAUGGUUUCCUUAUAGUGUGACCUAUCUAGCUCCAGUUUCUUUCCUUUAUUUCUUCCUCAGCUGAGACCCGGUUUAUUCUCUUCUAUAGUAGGUUAUUCCCGAUAGUCUUUGGCAAAUGGACCUGGAGUGUCUUACGUAGACAGCUGUUUAUAAAUACCCGUACAUUUGAAUGACAAUUAUGGUAGUUCCCUAAGUUAAAUAAACGAGUCGAUCUAAGCUAAAGCACCCCUGAAAAUCUGGAAGCACCAAAAUACUACAAUCUUCAUAAAUUCCCAUACUGAGUUCUCUAAGUUUCAGGUCUGUUAGUGUUGAAAAUUCCAUCUUUGGUGUUGGCCGACAGUCCUUUCGGUUUUCAUAUACUAUUCAAUUGUAGGAAUGUAUAGACAUGUACUUAUUAUGUAAUACUUCUAUUUUUCUCCUUUUUUCCAGUUGCCAAAGAUGUUUUCAAACGUUUUGACAAAAGAGGACAAGAAAAAAUUAGCACCACUGAUUUAGGUCCGGCUUUUCGUGCACUUAAUCUUACUGUUAAACCAGACACUUUGAAAGAAUGGGCUGAUCAGGUUGAUGACGAUGCUACCGGAUUCAUUGAUUUUAAUGGAUUUCUAAUUUGUUAUGGAAAGAAACUUCAAGAAGAUCAAGAUGAAAGAGAUUUAAGAGAUGCAUUCCGAGUUCUGGACAAAAAUAAACGUGGAGAAAUUGAUGUCGAAGAUUUAAGGUAAAUCCAGAUUCUUGAUAAUUUCACUCUUGUUUCAAAUAUUCAUCAUCUAAUUGGAUAUUUUGAAGUGAACUUCUAGUUAUAAAUAAGUACUUGAUCUUGUAGCCGGUAAGCAUAAAGAUGACUAUAUAAUCCGGUGAAUAUCUUUUACACGUGCCUAUAUUAAUAGCCCAGUAAUAUCACCAGCCUGACCUCAACACAAAAUAAAAGCAACUCUGUCUAAUAUCAGUAUGACGUCUAAUACAUCAGAGACCAGAGGUUAUUAAACAGCUGACGAGAACCGACGAAAUAAAAAUGAAUUCAUGCUAUUCUGCUAGAAUGUUUGUUCUUGCUCUUUUCAAAAUGAUAAAGGGAACUAUGUGUAUGAGAUUAUCAAACAAUUUGACUUAAAAGAAAAUUACAUUCUGUUGGAUGUAUAAAAUGAGUGAUCGAAAAAUAGUAGUUUCAUUCGAAUUUAUGAAGGGAUCAAUUACGUAGUAUAAUAAGUUACCUAACAGUUCAAUGUGAUCGUGAGCAUAUAGUUUUAUAUACACAUGUAAACUACUCAUAAGUAGCAUGAAAUGCUUGCGAAACAUUUCUUUGCAUUAAUUUUUUGAUUUCAUCCUUCUUACAGAUGGAUAUUAAAAGGUCUAGGUGAUGAUCUUACUGAAGAAGAAAUAGACGACAUGAUUCGAGAUACUGAUACCGAUGGAUCAGGAUUUGUCGACUUUGAUGGUAAGUUUAUUCAUAUAUAUAUUGGUUGUUCGAAUCCACCCAUUGGUGUUGAGAACUGCAAUUGAUCUAUCUUUUAUUGACAUGUAUGCAUCCUGUACGAAUUGUCUCGAAACAGCCAUUCAAUCACAAGCAUUUUAAGCAGAAAUGUAUGGUAGCUAGUUGUUAAGUCUAGGAUGAGCGUUUUAUCCUAUAUGGGAUUCGUCACCUGUACAUAUCUGCCGCAUCCGAAUUAAUGUUCACUCCGGGACUCGAACCCACUAUCGUCCACCUCAAACGUCAACGCGUCAUCUACUUAGCUCAUCUACUUAGUUCAAUAAAAUUAUUUACAUUUGUAGAAUAUAAUUUUUCAACACUUAAAUUUUUCGUCAGUAAAAUUAUCCCAACAAGUCAUCAAUCGGAUAGUUUCUUUUCUGAAAUAUUCACAUCCACUUUAAUUCUGAGUUGUAAUACAACACAAUAAUAGGCUGUAAAAAUUAUCUAUACAUAUCUAUUUUAUGAUUAACUUGGCUGACAAAGAGCAUCAUCAAAAACCACUAGAAGGUGUUUUCAGCUAAUUUAAAGAUCAAAAAGCUUUUAAGCAACUAAUGAUACUUAAUAUUAUGAUUAUUAGCGAUGUAUUGAUUAUCAUAUUAAUACAUUGGUAUACCAACUGGAUAACGUUACUCCUUAUAAACUAUCAAUAAACCCUGUUUGAGUUAUGAAAACUGUCGUAAUUUAGUAAUACACUAAUCGAUCAGAUGUCUAUAAUAAAGUUUUAGAUCUGGAAACUAGCAUGAGAUUUUGUAGCAGUUUGCACCCAUAAUCCCUCCAUGGAUCAAAUACAGAACCGUCUGGUCUCAUAGAGGGUUUAAUACAAUUAGCUCCAACUUCAGGUAAUGAACAUACUUUGUGAUCUUUCGGUCAUGUUACUCAGCUUCAUACUAGAACGACACAUCCGUCCAAUAUUUUUGGUUUUCAACAGUCUUCUAGUCACCACAACAAUCUUCACAAAUCUUCAGUAUUAAUAUAUAAAAUAAGCCAAGCAUUUAUUUUCUAAGCUUUUUAUUAUAAGAUUGUUGAUAUUCGGGACCGCGACUGAUUAGUUUUUAUGGUUAUUUGUAUCCAAAGUGGAUUGUCUCAAUAUUACUGUUUAGUCACAAGUUUUCAGAAGACAUGAAAAUGCCCGUUUUGUUCCACUUAAGAUUCAUUAAAUGAAUCUAAUUAAUAAAUCUUAGUGUUCAUGUUCACACAAUUACUCAAAUCUGGUAUUUUUCACUUUAAACCGUCAUGGGCUAUUCAUUAAGCCCAUUAACUGGUUCUAAUUGUAUAAAGUUAUUUAAAAAUGGCUGUAUAAAUUGAAUUUUAUUUAGUUUUUGUUGUCAUGUGUGUGUAUCUUGAGUAUAUAUUGUUGCCCUAAUACUAACAUGUAGUUAUGAAAAAAGAACAGUUUAUCAUCUUCUAUUCACGUUCAUUUUCUCCACUGAAAUUAAACAAUCUAUUAUAGCUUGCUGUCUCGUAAUAUAUAUCAUGAGAUUAUAUCACCAAUUUGAGACACCAACUUAUACGACCAAACCAAUGACCCAUAAAACCUGUACAAACAGCCUAGAGUUCUUGAUGAACAUUUGAGAUAGUAACUUCCCGCCUAACUCAGCCGGUUCAGGACAGAACUUAAAUACCAGCCUCCGUUACAUGAAUCAUAUAUUUCAGACAUACUAUGUUUAUAUACUAGCAAACCAGACCUCAUCGUACCAUAAAAUAGAAAAUAACAACUAUAUAAUAUCAAGAUAAAAAGUGGCUGUGAUUGUAAGAAACUGUAGCUAAUAAAUGGGGAAUAUCUCAAGAAUAGUAAAUCGUAAAAUAGUAGUCAAUAGGUCAAACAAAAGCUUAUAAUAAAAGGAAUAUGAAUAGACACCUAAUAUAGUUACAAUAACAAUAUAUCUAAUAAUAAUUCAUACAUAGAUCUUAACAGGUACCACUCACUAUUCUUCAUCCGGAUAUACCACUAUCAAUAUAAAGUUAUAAUUGUAUUUUUGAAUUCUUUUGUAAUUAUUUGUUUGCUUGUUUGUUUAUACAUUCUUAGAAUUCUAUAAAUUGAUGACAUCUGAAUAGAAUUUACAAUUUCACCUCAAUGAACUUUAAGUGAAAAUUCACUCAAAAUUACAUUUCAUUUAACCUUUUCUCUUGUAACAUAUUACUAUUAUUAUUAUUAUUAUUACUAUUGUUACUUAAUCAUAAUGCUUCUUUAUCAAUUAGUAACUUGUCUUAUUGCACAAUCUUAGUUUCAUCAAUGAUGCAUCGAUCGAUUCAUGUGACUGUUUUUCUCUUUCUUUUUUGUUUACAUACACCAAUUACAGCUUACCCUGCAAAAUUGUACUGUAGUUAUUUUUGAAUUUUAUAAUGAUUUGCUGUAUCAGUUUUCUCCCUUAUAUAUAUUUAGUAAUGUGUAAUUGUAUUAUGAUGCAUCAAUCAGUUUAGAUUAUCUUCUGUAUGUUCCUUGAAUUGUCACUAAUUGUAAAACCCUACUUUCUCUGUAAGCUUUAACCCCAACAUUAUUGAAUUGUUUCUUAUAAAAGGGAUUAAUUAAAUAGUGAAUUGUGCUGUAAUAACUAUCAGUUCUUUCUGGGUUUUCCUAAAAGUAAAAAAAAGAAAAUAAAGAUGAAUCUUACAUUUUUAUUAAUACAAUUUCAAAAUUUGAAAGGAUUCCUUUACAUGAAAUUAAUUUCAAUACAGAACUGUUUCUAGCUGGGUUUUUCAUUAUUUCUAAUGAGUAAAAACAUAAUAUCGAUCUCAAUUUGAAUGAUUCUUAAACUGACCACAUCG
This is a messenger RNA of Schistosoma curassoni, 6592 nucleotides long. The record is from the annotation of a GenBank genome assembly. NCBI's taxonomy places the organism in Eukaryota, Metazoa, Platyhelminthes, Trematoda, Strigeidida, Schistosomatidae.